Paramecium pentaurelia is the source of this 192-nucleotide messenger RNA. Lineage: Eukaryota; Ciliophora; Oligohymenophorea; Peniculida; Parameciidae. The record is from the annotation of a GenBank genome assembly.
AUGGAAAAAAACUCUUACAUAGAUGUUACUUCUAUGGUAGAUUGUUUACUUGUUUCUGAAAUAAUAAGAAAAAUUGGAAGAUUUAAGUUGGAUAUCAUCUUAUUUCUAACUAUUCAAGAUAUGUACAAUCAUUUGAAAGAUCAAGCUAUAUUAAAUUAUGUAUAACUAGAUAAAUAAAAUGACUUUAAAUGA